ACCCUGCACCCCGAAAACGUAACCAUCUCCGCAAAGAAAGGCGACAGGAUCGAUGUCGUGGCGGACGCGUGGGGAAUGGAAGAAGCGUGUCAUUUUGAGUGGAGAGUUAGUUUUCAGCCGAGGACGGUGGAUAUGGGGAGUUUGAGGGCGAGGAUA
Messenger RNA from Stereum hirsutum FP-91666 SS1, 156 nucleotides. RefSeq lists its product as uncharacterized. NCBI's taxonomy places the organism in Eukaryota, Fungi, Basidiomycota, Agaricomycetes, Russulales, Stereaceae. The annotation marks the transcript as partial. The record is from RefSeq and is a predicted model, not a curated record. The transcript has a single exon.